AUCCCCGCUGCCGCGCCGGGGCGGGCUGCGCAAGGGGACCAGGGUGGGCCCGGCGCCGGUGGGUGGGCGGAUCGCCAGGACGGGGGAGGACAGGAAACGUGCCGCAGGGGCUGGCGCCCGCGCGCAGGCUCACCGCUGCGCUGGCGCUGGUCGAGGCUGGGCGCAUCCCGCUGAGUGCGGCCAGAUCGAAGGAGAGAGCGGACGCCGUGCUUCCAGAAGCCGCGCGGUCGCUGCCCGAGGAAACGGCGAGCGCGCUGCUCGAGGCGGUGGCCAAACGGGGCCGGGCCGCAGGGCGGGCGGCCGCCCUGUGCGACGAGGCGCC
Prorocentrum cordatum is the source of this 322-nucleotide messenger RNA. The record is from the annotation of a GenBank genome assembly. Lineage: Eukaryota; Dinophyceae; Prorocentrales; Prorocentraceae.